AUCUUCAAGUGCUUAUUUGUUACAAUUUCAUGAUGUAAUUGCACAAGUACCAAUAUUUGUUUUUAUUAUAAAAGCAUGUACCUUUUAUUCUUCCUACGAAUACAAAGUUUCACCUCAUCUAACACACACGGCAUCAAUAGUACUAGUCUUCAAUGGCAGCUCAAGCUUGUACCAUAUUCAAUGAACAAAGAUAGUUAAAUGCUACAACUAUCAAAUUGUUCAAAGAAAAAAACUUGUUAUAAAGCUGCAUUCAUUCCUCUGCUUUGUUUCUGACAUUCAAGAUUCAAACAAGAAUUCUCUCAUCCUUUUGCCUCUUGGAUUUGUGUUCUAGUUCUUGCAGCUAUUCAGCUGCAUCUAGUAGUUGAAUUCUGAUAUAUAGGUAACAAGGAUCAAUAUCUCUUCCCAAGUUUCAUUUCUUUGGAACAAUUAGAAUCAUAUCCAUGGAUGGUCUAAAUUGGGAUGGCUCACAAUUUCAAGAGAACACACCAAUCUUGUGGAGUACUCAACACUUUGAAGAAGGCUAUAACAUAUCAAACUCUCUUACUCAUCAAAUACAAGAGAUGCAUAAAGUUCAAAUUGGAAACACAUAUUCAAAUUCUGAAAGAUUGAUUCCAAACACAAAUCUUUCACAGCAUGCAACAAACAUGAAAGUGAAAUCAAAAGCUGGAUCCAGCUGGAGAAAAGAACCUUUAAUACCUCAAUCAUUUCAGUCCCUUUCAGACAGUAGACCUUACAACAUUAUGCCAGAUUUCAACAUGGCCCACCAACAACAAAAACUCAACAACUCUUUUGAGUCUUUUGAUUGUUUGCUUUCAGGUACUAACAGUAACACAGACACUUCUGUCGAAAAUGAUAAUGAUGGAAUUUCAAAGCUAUUUUCUGACUGCAAAAACUUAUGGAACUUCAGUUAUGUCAGUAACACAGCAACCUCCUCAGGUGAAACUGAUAGUAAUGUUUCAAACAGUACAAGCUACGAAGCACUGACACAAACACAGAUGCGAACACCAGACACGUCUUCGAUCAAAAGUGUCAGUGCUACAGAGGGUACUGGAAACAAAAACAUUCAGUGUCCACUCAAUGAAUUUGAUGAAACAAUCUCUCAAAGUUCCUCAGAUCAAUACAUCCAUCCAAGAAAAGCAAUACAAUCAAGUACUAUUCAUAAUUCUUCACCUGUUGAAGGUGGUUUUAGACUUAUCACUGAUAAACCACCAAAAUGCAAGAAACCAAGAUGUGAUAAGGGACCUUGUUCAACUAAUAUUAAUUUUCAACAACCAAAUUCAUCAUCAAUGUGCUGUUCUUCUUCAAUUGAAGAAGCUGAUCCAGAAGCAAUAGCACAAAUGAAGGAAAUGAUGUAUAGAGCAGCAGCAUUUAGACCAGUGAAUUUUGGAAUGGAUGAUAUUGAUGUAAUUGAAAAAAAGCCGAAGAGGAAGAAUGUAAAGAUAUCAAAUGAUCCUCAAACUGUUGCUGCAAGGCAUAGAAGAGAAAGAAUAAGUGAAAGAAUUAGGGUUUUGCAAAAGAUUGUACCUGGUGGAAGCAAAAUGGACACUGCUUCAAUGCUUGAUGAAGCUGCAAAUUAUCUCAAGUUUUUAAGGUCACAGGUUAAGGCACUUGAAAAUUUAGGUAACAAAGUUAAUGCUAUGGAUUGUAAUCCAACUAGUAUUGCUUUCUCUUUUAACCCUUCUUUUCCCAUGCAAAUGAUCCCUAGUAAUCACAAUCCUCAUUCACAGGGUUGACAUGAAUAUUAUCAUGAAUUCAUGAUGAUCUCUAAUCAUUUCAUUAUUAUCAAAGACAAUGAUUAAUGUAUCUGAUCUUUAUUAAUUUUCUAGCCAAAGUUGCAGGAAAUAUCUAAUUGUUAAUGUUUGAUUAUCAUA
Messenger RNA from Medicago truncatula (barrel medic), 1871 nucleotides. RefSeq names its product transcription factor bHLH87. Lineage: Eukaryota; Viridiplantae; Streptophyta; Magnoliopsida; Fabales; Fabaceae. Gene Ontology annotation, molecular function: protein dimerization activity; DNA-binding transcription factor activity. The record is from RefSeq and is a predicted model, not a curated record. Gene Ontology annotation, biological process: regulation of DNA-templated transcription. The transcript has 3 exons. The coding region runs from base 441 to 1733 and encodes 430 amino acids.